Orcinus orca (killer whale) is the source of this 2361-nucleotide messenger RNA. It is a transcript of the gene TK2, whose product is annotated as thymidine kinase 2. Gene Ontology annotation, cellular component: cytoplasm; mitochondrion. NCBI's taxonomy places the organism in Eukaryota, Metazoa, Chordata, Mammalia, Artiodactyla, Delphinidae. The record is from RefSeq and is a predicted model, not a curated record. Gene Ontology annotation, molecular function: deoxynucleoside kinase activity; ATP binding. The transcript is spliced from 10 exons. Gene Ontology annotation, biological process: nucleobase-containing compound metabolic process. The coding region runs from base 896 to 1402 and encodes 168 amino acids.
CCGGUGGAUUCGCCCGCGGGGCAAUGCUGCUGCGGACGCUGCGGAGCUGGGCUUCCUGGGCGCUGCGCCGCGACAGGCCCGGGAGCCCCGCCUCCAGCCCGGGGUUGCCAAGGGCGCAGCGUUGGGCCUGGCCUCGGGGUAACGCGUCUCUCAGUUCCCUUUGCUGGCGUCCCGGAGGCGGCCCUCAGCCCCACUCCGCGCCCUCAGCUCGCGGAACCUGCCUGAACCCGAAACCCCUUCUCCGAGGCGCCGGGAUUUCCUCGGUCGGCCUGGGGGGAGGGGCGGGGCGGUCGCUGGCUGGUGUCCCAGACGCCAGCCGGCAGGGAGCGGGUGGGGCCUUGGGGCUCCGGGCCCAACUCUUGUUCGGAGCUGGGGAGCCCGCUAAAGAGCGGAAAUAACCCCCCUCCCCCACGGUUCCUGGGCCCAUUCUGUGGGCCUUGGGGGAGAUGCCGGCGAGCGGUGGACGCGUUAGGCUCGGUGCGCUGUUUCUCCCGCUGGGAGUGGAGACCCUCCCCUUCAGAAGUGAGAGCCCCUGUUGUGGCCAAGUUCUGGCGUUCUUUGGCCUCGGGGUGUUCAGUGGCACCUGAGAACCCCUGUGGGGUGGGUGGGCCGCGAUGUCAGCCCCGGGCCUGCAGGAGAAGCCUGAGUCCUGUGCUGAAACCCAUCGCUGGGUUUCAGUGGCCCACCCGCCAACCACUCUUUCCUCGGAGCUACGAGUGGAGAUAAAGGUAGAGAAAAUGAAAAAGAGAAAAAAUCAGUGAUAUGUGUCGAGGGCAAUAUUGCAAGCGGGAAGACAACGUGCCUGGAGUUCUUCUCCAACACAGCUGACAUCGAGGUGUUAACGGAGCCCGUGCCCAAGUGGAGAAAUGUCCGAGGCCAUAAUCCUCUGGGUCUGAUGUACCAGGACGCCUGUCGAUGGGGCCUCACGCUGCAGACAUAUGUGCAGCUCACCAUGCUGGACCAGCACACUAGUCCUCAGACAUUGCCUGUACGGUUGAUGGAGCGGUCAAUUCACAGCGCAAGAUACGUUUUUGUAGAAAACUUGUAUAGAAGUGGGAAGAUGCCUGAAGUGGACUAUGUGGUCCUGUCGGAAUGGUUUGACUGGAUUGUGAAGAACAUCGACGUGUCCAUUGACUUGAUAGUUUAUCUCCAGACCACUCCUGAGACCUGUUACCAGAGGCUAAAGAUGAGAUGCAGGGAAGAGGAGAAGGUCAUUCCACUGGAAUACCUGGAUGCCAUUCACCACCUGUACGAGGAGUGGCUCAUCAAAGGGAGCCUUUUCCCCGUGGCGGCCCCUGUUCUGGUGAUUGAGGCUGACCACGACAUGGAGAAAAUGUUAGAACUCUUUGAACAAAACCGGCACCGAAUACUAAUUCCAGAGGAUCGGAAGCUUGGUCCAUAGGAUGGGGAAGAUCAUGCCAGAGAAAUGCCCGCUGCUGCCAAGUUAGCUCUCACGAGCAGUUUGGAACAAUCCACUCUCGGGAGGGCUUUCUAUCUGGGCACAUUUGUCUUCCUAAUGGUCUUCUCUCCUUUGCCAGUGUCUUUAUCCUGGGAUUCUGGCCCUCGUGGGUAAAUGACAUGGUGGGACCAAUGGGUUUGUCGUGGCCCUUUGGUGUCGCAGCCUUGCAUUCCCCCGGUGCUUCUCCCGGUGGUUUCCCACCUCUGAAUCCCUCUAAAUUAGGGAAGAGCCACCUGACUGACCCUGGGCUCAUGGUCUCUAGCCCUUCAGACCAUCCUCGAGGGCGAGGUAGUGGUCUUACAUCCCAGGUGAGGAAGUUGAAGCUCAGACUGGCUAAGGGACUCCCCGGGGUCACACAGCGAGUGACAGUGGAGUCAGCACCAUUCAGACUUCUGGUGACUCCUAAACGAUCAAUCUCUUGCCCCAGGCUGCCUCAUCCCAAGAGCCCUGCCUUCCCUGCUGGAGAGCCCCACACGCGUGUGGGAGUGUGUGUGUGUGUGUGUGUGUGUGGGUAGCGGGGGCAGCGGUGCAUGCAGCCAGCAUCAUCAUUUUCUCCUUAUUUGAGCAGCUCCUGAGGACAGUUAGCAUUUCUAGACUUUCACAAAAUUGUGUGGUAUUUGGCUCGAGCCCAUCGUUCAGUGGUUCACUAGCGUGAGGCUGAUGUGGUACUUACCACCUCAUCAUCGGGACUUCCCCGUCCUUAGGAGAAUCGUGGUUUGGCUCCUGAAUGGUGCUCGGUCUCCUUGGUGACGAAGGUCCUGCUUGAGUGGCUGCCGAUUCCCCGGCAGGGCAAUGGCCUAUGGUGCCAGGCUGGUGUGCCCAGUGCUGUUCUGGGCAAGGGGCUGCCAGCCUGGCUUCUGAGGCUCCCUUCCUCCAUAGUGGCCUUGUGUGAGGCUCCCUUC